GAGCCUUCGAGAGCACAGGAGGUAGUUCCCGGGGGCUCCAAUUUUGUGCACUUAGAAUUUUUUUGUAGUUUAAUUUUUGUCCUUGUCUUGACCCCUCGCCCUCACUUAUUUAUGUUGUUUUGUAGGUGCUAAAAUGAACGUGAAAGGCUUCGCCGGUUUGAAGAAGAAAUCGGCCAAGGAGCCGAAGAAGAAGGAGGCGUGCGUGCAAAAGCCCGUCGAUGAGUUCUUUCCGAAGGGCGGCGAGCCCUCGGCCGUCCCUGCCGAUGUUGUGCCUGCCGCUGCAAAGAGGAAGGCAACCGGCAAAGAUGUUGCUCCUGCCGGCAAAAAGCCAAAGAAGGCGGAGGCCGGGAAGAAGACUCCCCCGGUCCUUGUUGUGGAUGAGCAUUCGUCCUCCUCACCCUUGAUUGCAACAGCGACGGCUCCAUCCAACCCCCCCUCUGGAGACUUCCCUCGGGAGAUCGUACAAUUCUCCCUCAGAGGAACCGCCGUGAUGCACGACACAGUUGAUCCGAAGGCGUUCCUGGGGGGCAUCACUUCGGAGAUGGAUAGGGAAGCCCUUGGCACCUAUGAUGAUGAUGCCCUCGAGAACAGGAUCCUCCGGUGUUCUCUUACUGCUUACAUCGCCCUCGGUGAACAAACCCAGAGGGGGAAAGUGUUGCGUCUUGAGAAAGCGCAAUAGGAUGAGCAGUUGAAGAAGCUUGUCCACGACAACGCCGAAGCCGCGAGGCAGAUGGCAAAGUUGGAGGAAGCCCUUCGGCAGAUGGAGCUGCAACUAGAGGCCGCUAAUAAGGGCAAGGCUGAAGCCGAGAGGGCCACUGCUGAGGCCGCCAAGAAAGCCUCAAAGGAGGCUGAGGAGGCUAAGAACAAGGCGGUUGUCGUCGCCCGGGAGGAAGCCAUAGACACCUUCGUUGCUGAGGGCUGGAGAGCUGAGGGGCGCAAGCAGUGGCUGGCCUCGGCCGUGGAGGCCUCUGUUGAAGAAUGAUGCGGCGGCCCCGGUGUAGAGUGGCUGGCCCGGAAGGGCAAGGAAUACUACGAUGGGGGCGAGUACUUUACUCACGCCCUCAUCUACCGGAGGAUGGCCCGACAUUAUGGGGUGGAGCCGAAGGAUUUUGAUCCGGCAGCUUACGGUCUUCCCCUUCUCCAGCCAGACGUUAGAGUCCCUCUCCCAGCCGGUGCUGAAAGGCCUAAUCUCGAAGAUUCCGAGUUGUUGAAAGAGGCCGAGGAUGAAGAGGAGGCCGGAGGGGAUGUCACUUCCAAGCUUGCCGAAGGGGGUGCUGUUGAAGUCGCCAAUUCCUUGAUUGUACUUUAGCAAUAUUCUGUAACAAACAUUUAUGAGCCGUCGGGCAUAAAUAUUUUGUAACAAACAUUUACGAAUGUAUGCACGCCUUCGGGAAUUUGGUGUUUGGAUUUUAU
This is a messenger RNA of Cuscuta europaea, 1413 nucleotides long. The record is from the annotation of a GenBank genome assembly. NCBI's taxonomy places the organism in Eukaryota, Viridiplantae, Streptophyta, Magnoliopsida, Solanales, Convolvulaceae.